Molecule: messenger RNA, 1622 nt
Organism: Clupea harengus (Atlantic herring)
Lineage: Eukaryota; Metazoa; Chordata; Actinopteri; Clupeiformes; Clupeidae
Gene: rnaseh2a
Product: ribonuclease H2, subunit A
Exons: 9
Coding region: 231-1163 (310 amino acids)
Biological process (GO): mismatch repair; DNA replication, removal of RNA primer
Cellular component (GO): ribonuclease H2 complex
Molecular function (GO): RNA-DNA hybrid ribonuclease activity; RNA binding
Source: RefSeq, a predicted model, not a curated record
AAAUAUAGUUGAAAAACACUGGCCAGGGUGAGUUUCCUUGUGGUUUAAUUCAGUUUUUAAAAGCGUUUUAUUGGAACACAUUACAGCACACAUUACUAUCGGAUUCCAUUCCAACAAACGAAACACAUUAUUUGACGGUCUGGGGCGUUAAUAGGUAUCUUUACGAUACAGCACUGUGAGCGGAUAUAGGCAGCGCCGCCGUCGUCUUCACACAACGCCAGUCAGUCACGAUGGACCUGGGUCCGUUUGAAGCAGACAACACUGUCAGCUGCCGCCUGGCCUCCGCCAUCCCCGAUAUCUGCAAGACCGACGACUGCUGCCUGGGCAUCGAUGAAGCCGGCCGAGGCCCAGUGUUAGGGCCGAUGGUGUAUGGAAUAUGUUUCUGUCCCGUGUCCAAGAAAGACGAGCUGAAGGCGCUGAAGGUGGCAGACUCUAAGACUCUGACGGAGGAGCAGAGAGAGAGUUUGUUUGUCAACCUGGACGAGGCCAAGAGCUUCGUGGGAUGGGCUCUCCAGGUCAUCUCACCCAACACCAUCUCCACCAGCAUGCUGCAGAGGAUGAAGUAUAAUCUGAAUGCUCUGUCUCAUGAUGCUGCUAUUGGGCUGGUGCAGUUCGCCCUGGAUUCAGGCGUGCAGCUCAAAGAGGUGUUUGUGGACACCGUAGGCCCUGCAGAGAAGUACCAGGAUAAGCUGUCCCAGCGCUUCCCUGGCAUAGAGGUGACGGUCCGACCCAAAGCUGACUCCCUCUUCCCCAUCGUCAGCGCUGCCAGCAUCUGUGCCAAGGUGGCGAGAGACCAUGCAGUGAAGGGAUGGAAGUUUCUGGAAGACCUGGGGAAGGUGGACACGGAAUACGGUUCAGGCUACCCGGGCGACCCUAAGACUAAGAGCUGGCUGUUGAAUUAUCUGGACCCAGUGUUUGGUUAUCCCCAGUUUGUGCGAUUCAGCUGGAGUACCGCGCAGACUCUACUGGAUAGCAAUGCAGUUCCCGUCCACUGGGAUGAUGAUGAGGAGGAUGGUGAGAAGUCUGCCGCUCGUCAGAACAACACGUCCAUGUUGUCCUACUUCAACCGCACAAGCUCACAAGCUAACGGAGACCAAAGCUCAGGCAGGGACGCACACAGGUUCUUCACGGAGCGCAGGUUACAGAACAUCAGCUCUUUAUAAACACACACACACAAACACACACACACACCCAUACAUACACACACACACACACACACUCUCACACACGAGGGCCAUAGAGAGGUAUUAUAAAUUGUGGACCAGACACACACACACACACACACACACACACACACACACACACACGAGGGGCAUAGAGAGGUAUUAUAACUUGUGGAUCAGACACACACACACACACACACACACACACACACACACACACACACACACACACACACACACACACACACGAGGGGCAUAGAGAGGUAUUAUAAAUUGUGACACACACACACACUCUCUCUCUCACACACACACACACACACACACACACACACACACACACACACGAGGGGCAUAGAGAGGUAUUAUAACUUGUGGAUCAGACACACACACACACACACACACACACACACACACACACACACACACACACACGAGGGGCAUAGAGAGGUAUUAUAAAUU